Messenger RNA from Phalaenopsis equestris, 559 nucleotides. RefSeq names its product zinc finger protein ZAT5-like. The coding region runs from base 193 to 504 and encodes 103 amino acids. The record is from RefSeq and is a predicted model, not a curated record. The transcript has a single exon. Lineage: Eukaryota; Viridiplantae; Streptophyta; Magnoliopsida; Asparagales; Orchidaceae.
CACGAAAAAGUUCAAUCUUUUCCGUCAGAAUCUGAAUUUUCUCUCAAGCUGAAGAAGUCAAAGGCCUCUUCUCAUAGGAAGGAUCUCCAUUAUGUUGCUUCAGGGAUUGAGAAGAAAAACAGGUAUAGCUGUAAAACAUGCGGCAGGACCUUUCUUACUUACCAGGCUCUUGGUGGUCACAGGGCCAGACAUAUGAGGAUCAAAGUUCCUUCCUUUUCUGAAGUUCUUGCUACCAAAGAACUCAACAUUCAGAAUCAUGGAUCCAAACUUCAUGAGUGCUCAAUUUGUGGCAAGGUUUUCGCAUCUGGUCAAGCUCUUGGUGGUCAUAAGAGAAGACACUUGGUUGCUGCAGAUAACGCAGCUUCUACUCCUGCUCCUGCUGAUGCUGUUCAAGCUUCUGCUGCAGUUACUGCCAACAUGGAACAGAUCAGUUAUGUUUCGGCACGCUUGAUCUCAACCUUCCAGCUAUGGAAGAUGAAAGUAAUGAUGAUUAUGAGGAAAUGACUGAGGAUUCGAUCUGAUUUAUCUGACAUUUAUGGAGUGAAAGCUGUUCUAAUUC